Myxocyprinus asiaticus (Chinese sucker) is the source of this 2331-nucleotide messenger RNA. RefSeq names its product protein FAM107B-like. The coding region runs from base 133 to 618 and encodes 161 amino acids. The record is from RefSeq and is a predicted model, not a curated record. Gene Ontology annotation, cellular component: stress fiber; neuron projection; synapse. Gene Ontology annotation, biological process: actin filament polymerization; actin filament bundle assembly; regulation of actin cytoskeleton organization. The transcript is spliced from 5 exons. NCBI's taxonomy places the organism in Eukaryota, Metazoa, Chordata, Actinopteri, Cypriniformes, Catostomidae.
AGGCAUUUGACCAGCAGUUAAAUUAUAGAUUCCCACUUAGGUGAAACUCGAUCUCUCCCCUCUUGUUACUCUCAUUGCUUUCACUGACGACCCCAACAUAAAGUUUCUCAGCAUGCUGUAGGAGUGUGUGCAAUGAGAUCAGCCACCACACCAACAUUACCGACAAGACCAUCUGAACAAGACCUCCAAAAUGCCUUAUCCAAUAAUGCGGUCACAGGACACAACCACCACAACUCACCAAGACCAGCACAGACCAGAACAAAACCAUCCACAGACACAUUUAAUUGUAGUUCUUUGCAUCAUCAUGGUCAUAAUCGAGAAAAUGCAGAUAAAUGUGAUGUUGCCGAGGGCCCCUGGAACCUGAACAACCCAGUGAAAGCCUCAAGGAGCCACCAGGAACUCCACAAAGAACUGUUACUGACACACAAACAAGGGCUGGUGGUGUGUUGUAAGCCAGAGCUUCAGAUGGUUUUGGAGAGGAGGAAGAGAGAACAGAUCCAUAGGGAGGAGGGAGAGCAGAGUAGGAGCCCUUUGGAACAAGUCCUCCUCAAACGCCAGCAGAAACAUCUGGAGAUGAUGGGUAUACAGCGUUACAUCAUCAUGGCAACGAAGUUGUAAAAUUGGAUUUACACAGUAACUUUUCACAGAAAAGAAAGAGAAGGAAGAGGAACAGAAGUUACAGGAGGAGGUUCAGCUCUUGGAGUUUGUGAGAGUGAGACAGAACCUGAGGAAAGUCCAUUCAGCUCUGCACAAGCACACUCACCCCUGAAUGUGAUCAGCCCAAAACACUGGCAUUAAUCUGACUAAAGGAGUACUUCAUCUAGCCAUGCAAAAUUCAUUUUGGAAUAAUGUACACAGUGUUUUUCAUUAUAUCUGCUAUUAAUCAUUUGGUUUUCCGUACAUGUUUGAGCAGUUGUAGCUCACAACAGCAUUACUGUUGAGAAAUACUUUAAAUUUUGCUUUAUUGUAGAAACCCCCUACAAAAGAACUGUGGUGGUAUCAUGGUACAGAGAUGGUAUCAGAUGGUCAUGCCAUUGUAAUUUUGAUAAAUAACAUGGCACUGAAUGAUGUAUCAUGUAUGCACAUGGUACCCCGAUAAGUACUUAUGCUAUAGAACAUGCCCCCCUCCAAAAAAAUCAAACAAAAACAGUAUUACCAUUGUAACAUUUCCAGACAGAAACAAUGGUAAGAGGAAAAUGGGUAAAGAGUAUUAUGCUGAUGUGCAAUCAUUGUCAGUGUUAUGACAUUUGUCAAAAUGGUAAAAGAAUUAGUUAAGUUAGCAGCAUUCUGAGAGAGUGCUCUGUCCUUCAGGUGUUGCUAUUCAAACUGUUUAAUGUACAAUGUUAGUUUAUUACAAUAACUACAAUCUGUCCCUGAAAGUGAAAACUAAGCUCCUUUUGUAAAUAGAUGUAAUCUGCUAAAUUAUUGAAAUGUAAAUUGAAGUCGUUUCAAUCAGGGGUGUCGAAUCAAGAGCACCAAUUAGUAGAAAUGCAAGUGCAAAUUAGUAGAAAAUCAGGAAGGAAGACCACACCCUAUAUAAACCUCAAUCAACUGGUCUGAUUUGGUCAAGUACAUUGAAGUACAUGCUAGCAUUAUGCCAUGAUAAAAAGAGACGCCUAAGCUCCUCAGAUGGAAGAAGUCUUAUGAGUCUUGAAUUUAAAGUAAUUUACCAGCCAUUCCACUAUAUGUAAAAUACUCUUCAAAUAUAGAAGGUUUCAGUCCACUGGCUAUCUGUCCAGGCCAGGUUGACUGACCAAAAUCACCCAAGAGCAGAGCACAAGAUGCUUAAGGAAGUCUUCGUGAACCCCAGGGUGUCAUCAAAGGAUCUACAGGCAUCUCUGGCAACAGUCACUGUUAAUGUGCACCAGUCAACCAUUAGGAGAUGCUACAAAUCCGGUUUACAUGGGAGGUCAUCAAGAAGGAGGCCUAACCUUAUUCCAAUCAAGGAUGUAACCACAUAUUCAGGAUUCAUAUUCACUAUUAUGAAUAUUGGGGGGACAUGUCCCCCUCAGUGUGUAUGGUAGCAACGGCCUUGAACCAAAUAGCAUUUGACAACCACAGUGUCACAAUACUUUGUUUUCGUUUUCAGCACUAUACAACCCUCUUUUAGUUAAAUGUUUUGCUUGAAAGGUAUGUUCAUGCUACUUUUCUUUAAAUGAAAAUAAAUAACACUUGCAUUGAUAGGCUAUUUUGUUAAAAUUUUUGUGUCCAAAUACUUUUUGGGGCAAUAGACUGAGACAGACAGAAAAAAAAGUCAAAUAAAUAAAAUGUAAUUAGCAUGUGCAAAAAUAUAUCAGGAACAAUAUCAAAAAUAUUUACAUUAAUAAACAU